AAUUGCUCGUUGUAAUUUAACAGAGACAAUAUAGAGCUCAACGGUGAUGCAAGUGAUAAAUUUCGAAUAUAUGGAGGAGCACGAUUAUACAAAGAUUGAGUAAAACCCAUUGUUCUCUUUUACCAGCAAGAAGAGGAAUUGACAGUGGGGAUUCAAUGCUCUACUCAAUAUCUCCUCAUCCUACAUUUGGGCAUUUCCUCAAUAUUUUUGGGCAUCGGGGCCUUAAGAAAAAGAUACAGCGCCAUGUCCUGUUGAAGAAUGUUUCUACUCACAGGACCGUUUCGGCGAGCUCUUCAACAUCCUCUGCAAACAAAGCAAGAGGGGGUCUUCCUCGUUUCUAUUCUGAGCAGCUUCCUGCUUCUAAGGACAAAAUUGUACGUGUGGAGGGUGACGAGUCUUGGCACAUGACAAAAGUGUUGCGUUUAGGUGUCACUGAUAGGGUAGAGCUCUUCAAUGGGUGGGGAGAAAUUGUUGAAGGACAAAUUUUGAAAGUUGAUCGAUCUGGUGUUGAUAUUGUUGCUGCAGAGGACCCAGUCAUGCUUACUCCCUCAGGGCCACAAUGGCACGUAGUUGCUGCUUUUGGGACUUUGAAAGGUGGGCGAGCUGAUUGGCUUGUAGAAAAGAGCACGGAGCUCGGAGCAAGUAGCAUCACUCCUUUGCUGACAGAAAGGUCUACUUCAAUCAGUGAAAACCGGGUUGAUCGGUGGCAACGUGUAAUGUUAGCUGCACUCAAGCAAUGUCAAAGAUUACAUCAAAUGGUAGUGAAACCUCCAGUUGGAAUUGACUGCAUUUUACCUCAAAUAACAGCAUCAAGCUUAUCUUUUCUGGCAAUGGCAGAGGCAACCCCACUUGUUGAUGCGUUAUCUGUGGUGGACAAAAAUGCUGGUGGGUUGCUAUUAGUUGGACCUGAAGGAGAUUUCACUGAUAAAGAGGUCAAAGCAUUGACUAAGGCAGGUGCUAUACCUGUUGGUCUUGGGCCUUGUCGACUACGAGUUGAAACAGCAACAAUCACAUUAUUGGCAGCAGCAAUGCUUUGGACUGAUGUUCAUCAUGUAGAAUCAUGAUGUGCUAUGAUAAACCAAGCUAACUUAAUAGUCACCAUUGAUAUUUUCUCCACUGGAAGCAGAAAGAAACUUCAUAAUGCUUUUGUAUUGACAAUGAUGUUUUUAACCAAAUACACAUGAAAUAGUUAACUAUUUUU
Messenger RNA from Cryptomeria japonica (Japanese cedar), 1201 nucleotides. RefSeq lists its product as uncharacterized. Bases 156 to 1064 code for a protein of 302 amino acids. NCBI's taxonomy places the organism in Eukaryota, Viridiplantae, Streptophyta, Pinopsida, Cupressales, Cupressaceae. The transcript is spliced from 10 exons. Gene Ontology annotation, molecular function: rRNA (uridine-N3-)-methyltransferase activity. Gene Ontology annotation, biological process: rRNA base methylation. The record is from RefSeq and is a predicted model, not a curated record.